CAGAUAUUCUCAAUUUUCCCUCACAGUUGUCCGUACGUAUGAUCACGUGGAUCACGUGUUAUGAUAGUUUUGACAUGUUUAUUAUGGCUAUGAAUUGCCGUUUUUACCAUUGCUACAAAUAAUCAUUAACAUUGCCAUCGUAGCACUGAACGUGUUAUGCAAAUGACUAACGAAAAAACUCCAAAUAUGUCAUUUAACGAGAAUGUUUCUUCAUGUCAAAUAAUUCUACUUCACGACAGGAAAUUGUUCGACCAGUAUGGGAAAGCUUUUAGUGGCUUCUGUGCAUGCAUUAGCGAUUCAUUCUGCAAUUAACAAAUUGACGAUAUUGUCUGGAAUGAUGGAUUUCUAUGAUGACAUCACACUGUUCGCACUGAGAUCAGCAGACGAAUAAUACACUCACUCAUUUAUCAAAGUUUCUCCUGCGUCCGAGCAAUAUUUCCUUCCUAUCAUCGCCGCAUUACAAUAUUUUGAAGCCGAUUGUCGCUUUAUCAUUGUUUCUGGAAACUAAGAUGAAGCCAAUCGUUGUAUCAGGUCCAUCAGGAGGAGGCAAAAGUACUGUGAUUGGUAGAGCAAUGGAAACAUAUCCGAAUGCUUUUGCAUUUGCAAUUUCACACACAACACGAAAACCACGGCCUGGAGAGGUUGAUGGAAAGAAUUAUUGGUUUGUAACUGAGGAAAAAUUUAAGGAAAUGAUCAAAAAUAAUGAAUUCUUGGAGUAUGCAACAUUUGGUGGGAAUAUCUAUGGGACGUCGAAAAAAGCAUUGGAGGAUGUGUCGAAAGCAGGGUGUAUAUGCAUCUUAGAUGUAGAGCUGCAGGGCGUUCGUAGUAUACACAAAUGUGGAUUGGAUGCAAAAUAUAUUCUUAUCAGGGCGCCAAGUCUGAAAAUACUGGAGCAGCGCUUGCGUGCUCGCAAGACAGAGACCGAGGAAUCGCUGAAGAAACGAAUGAAACAUGCAGAGGACGAUUUAAAUGCUGUCGACGCCGAACCAAGUUUAUUCGACUUUGUGAUAGUAAACGAUGACUUCGAACGGGCUUACAACGAUUUUCUGAAGGCCAUUAAAGAAGAGUUAAGCGAAUUUAUGUCUCUUAAGGACAAAGUUUGAGCAGCGCCAACACGUUAAUAUUACUGUUUGGAAGCAUGAAUAUUAGAUCGAGUCCAUCCACUGUUUGUUGUUUGUAUCGUUUAUAUGUUUUGCAGUCUUCAGUAUCAUUAUUAAUUCUUUAUAAUAACUUGUAAUGGAACUGUUUGUUAGUAUAUUUUUGUAUUAGAUCGCAUAUUUCGUAAUGGUUUGGUAUGGCAUGUUUUUAUUUCUGUCAUGGUUUUGAUAUAUAAGAAGCUUCUCAGUAUCUUAUUUUGAGUGUGCUAGAUACGAACCUUGUGGAAAUUAAUUUUGUACCUGAUAUUUUAGUUAAUAAAAGUUCAGA
Loa loa (African eye worm) is the source of this 1425-nucleotide messenger RNA. Its product is annotated as guanylate kinase. Gene Ontology annotation, cellular component: cytosol. NCBI's taxonomy places the organism in Eukaryota, Metazoa, Nematoda, Chromadorea, Rhabditida, Onchocercidae. Bases 510 to 1103 code for a protein of 197 amino acids. Gene Ontology annotation, biological process: purine nucleotide metabolic process. The record is from RefSeq and is a predicted model, not a curated record. Gene Ontology annotation, molecular function: GMP kinase activity. The transcript is spliced from 7 exons.